This is a messenger RNA of Erpetoichthys calabaricus (reedfish), 1509 nucleotides long. RefSeq names its product G-protein coupled receptor 4-like. The transcript is spliced from 2 exons. The record is from RefSeq and is a predicted model, not a curated record. Gene Ontology annotation, biological process: G protein-coupled receptor signaling pathway. NCBI's taxonomy places the organism in Eukaryota, Metazoa, Chordata, Cladistia, Polypteriformes, Polypteridae. The coding region runs from base 258 to 1292 and encodes 344 amino acids. Gene Ontology annotation, molecular function: G protein-coupled receptor activity. Gene Ontology annotation, cellular component: membrane.
AGAGGGUCAGGCACCCAACCCAACGCACCAGCAAGGGUGCAAGAUCUGGAGGACAAGAAAAGAUGGAACAGAUGUUGUAAACAUGGCAUAGAGUAGAAACUAGGAAACAGCAUAAUUGUGGCAUAAAUUUAAUGGUGGAGGAAAAUACCAAGUGAUACAUCACACAAGAAGCCUUUCUCCUCAAUCUGGACAAAUGAACGGAAUUCAUUGAAGACCAGGCAGCUGUGAAUAACUUAAUCAGUUUUGAUAUAAGCCGGAUGGACUUCAAGAGUGCAAAUCUUGAUUUUAAGAUGGCAGACAUGAACAUAUCAGCAAACAGAUGUAGCUACAGCUCCCUGUCUGACUCGAUCUUUCUUCCGGGGAUGUAUGGCUUUGUUUUCAUUACCGGACUCCCAUUAAUCUGCUUCGCCCUCCAUGGCCUGUAUCGUCUAAUGAAAUCAGAAAAUACUCUCCCAAUUUAUGUGUUUAACUUGCUCAUCUCAGACCUCGUCCAAAUUUGCACCUUGCCAUUUUGGAUAGUUUAUUACAGAAAUGGUCAUGUGUGGCGUUUUGGGAGGGUGUUGUGCAGUCUCAUUGGCUGCAUGUUCUUCGUAAGUUUGUUUGUCAGUAUCUUCUUCAUGUGCUGUAUUACUCUAGAGAGAUAUUUGGCCAUUUCUCACCCAGUUUGGUUUCGCAAUCAGCGCCAGCUCUGGAAGUCUUGGAUUGUUUGCUUGGCUUUGUGGGGACUCGUUUCUUUGUUUACCUCAGGAGCAUUUUACUUCGGCUUUGAAGAGGAUCAAAAUAUUCGAUGUAUGGAGAACUAUCCUGCACAGAAGAAAUUUGCCAUAUUUCAGUUGAUUGCCAUGACCACAACGUUUGUCUUGCCUUUCAUUUUUCUUUUGUUCAUGUACCAAGCAACAGGGAGAAACAUGAGGAAAGUAAUGUUAAUGUCAGAUGAAGAGAAAAAAAGAAUUACUAGCCUGCUUUCGCUGAUCAUUAUUAUAUUUACUGCAGUCUUUGGGCCCUACCACAUCAUAUAUUAUGUUAAGUACAUUGGCAUUCUCAUUCUGCAGGACAGCUGUAAUUUCCAAUCUUCGAUUUUUAUCUACUGUCAAAUAGCUCUAGGAUGGCUCAGCCUGAAUAGCAUAUUGGACCCAAUCAUGUACAUCUUCCUCAGAAAAGACUUUAUUAGGAUAUUAUCCAAGACUUUCCCCUUCUUGCAGCAUUUUGACUGUUGGAGGAGGCGUGCGUAUGGACAGGCAGCACAUAAAUCGUCCAUUUCAACACCCAGUGAAUCAGUACAGUUCAGGUAACUCUCUCUCGUGUCUCAAACUUAAACUCUAAUUCUUACACAAUCCAAUUCACUAACUUUGUAAGGGAUACCAUUUUUUGAGCGUUGUUAUUAGCUUUAUAAUUCAGUUGAACUGUCGACAACCACCCCAAGAGAAACUGGAUACAGAGCAUCAACAAAAGGAUGAAACUUUACCCAAGAAGAGGCUAACAGGGAGGGGGCUAAAAACAUUCCCAAAG